This is a messenger RNA of Ogataea philodendri, 1404 nucleotides long. RefSeq lists its product as uncharacterized. Lineage: Eukaryota; Fungi; Ascomycota; Pichiomycetes; Pichiales; Pichiaceae. The transcript has a single exon. Bases 1 to 1404 code for a protein of 467 amino acids. The record is from RefSeq and is a predicted model, not a curated record. Gene Ontology annotation, biological process: regulation of peptide transport.
AUGCAAUCACCUUCUGCAAAACAAUCGCAUUUACGCUCGCCUGUGAUUCUUCUCAAGUCCCCCAUUCUCCCUGGUGGCCUGAUAAGGUCUCCGCGUCCAAAGGACUCUCACGUGGAGCUCUCGGGAGACCAAGUAGUGGGAGACCUGGUCGAUAUCAUCAAAACAGAGGAGCGCAAGAGCUGGCUGAAAGGUUUGCUGUACUUGUUCUUGAUGGUUGCCACUUGGGUGUUUGGUCUCCAACUCAAUAACAACGUUUUAAAGGGUGACACUUAUCAACACCCAUUAUUUAUUGCCUAUGUCAAUGGAGGCCUGUUUGCCAUGUUUGGCAUUCGACCCGCCUUCCGCGCGCUGGUGAACAUGUUCAGACCGCCCAAGCCAGACUUCCUCAACGACAGUGCCGAUUCAUACGGCUCGUGCGGCUCCGAAAGCGUCAUACUGCACACUCCGUCCAUGAACCUCUCCUUUAAAGAGCUACUGACAGUGGCCAUCCAGGCCGGCCUCAUUUACUACGGCAACGCGUCGCUCAGCGCAGUCGCGCUCCAGUACACCAGCGCGUCCAACCAGACAAUCUUGACCACAACAAGCUCCGUGUUUGUGCUUAUCUUGAGUUAUCUUUGUGGAGUGGAUUCCAUCUCUUUUGGGAAGGUUAUUUCAGUGGUUGUAAGCAUUGUGGGGAUUUGCCUCAUCACAUUCAAUUCCGCACCAGAGCCCCAAUCUGAGGCCUCCAGCCCAGUUUUUGGCAACUGUCUCGCAAUCUGCGGUACUUUCCUCUACUCCUGCUACCUGGUGCUGCUUAGAGUCAGAAUUGGCAAGGAAACCAGUCCAGAUAACGAAAAACUUAUGUUUGGGCUACUCGGGAUCAGCAUUCUGGUGUUGGUGUUCCCAUUGUUGUUGAUCGCCGAUUGGAUCGGAUACGAGGACCUCUCCUUGCCAGAUAGCACAACCAUUCUGUGGAUCCUGGUGAUUGGCGGUCUAUUUAACUGUGUUUCCGAUUACUGCUCCAUUAUCGCUACGCUGCUCACCUCGCCGCUGAUUACCGCGCUAUCGCUGUCUACUGCCAUCCCAGUCAAUAUGAUCUUUGACUCGGUCAUAUACAAAGCCAAGAACACUUCAGCAAAGUACUAUCUGGGGAUCAUCCUCAUAUUCUCGUCGUUCGUGUUUGCCAACCUCGCCAACGAGGACGAGCUGGCACAGGACGCUGUGGACGAAGCCAUCGAGGAGGCUAUCGAAAACGACGAGAUGCUGUCUCCUUUCCUGUCGCCGUAUUUGCAGCAACAGGGCCGUCACGACGACGUUCCUGGAAUGAACAUCAACACGUCUUCAAGAACAGGACCACCCGCCAACGUUGUUGUUGCUGGUGGUUACAACCACAAAUACUACAUUAGAGAAAUCCCGCCAAGGUGA